AUGGCCAAACCACCACACUCGCCCCUUUUGUGGCGACGAAUAAAUCAAUCCCUCUCUCCUCCUCGCCCCGCCUAUAUCGCAAGGCUAGAGCCCUCCACUCUGUGUCACCGCGGCGCAUCUUCACGACCUUUCCACACAACCCCGAUCCGAGCAGGACCUCGCAAAACACCGGCCCUCCGAAGAGCCGCGGCAAGGAAUAUCCCCGGUGGCUUCAGUCUACCGCAUACAGCCAAGAAUGGACAGCGAUUAGACCGAGACGGCUUUUGGUGGGCUAAAAUCAAAACCGACGUGAACGUCUGUCUCAGAGAAUUCGACGGGAUCGCAAACGACCUCUAUGAAUUGACCUCGCGAAGGAAAAUGAUGCCACCAGGCGUGAGCUUCAAGACCUUCAAGACUGUCGCUGAGCAGCUGAUCAGGCUGAGCCACUCCGAACAUGCUAGUCAGGGCAAUAUCAAAACGAUUUCAACAGAUGUCGACGCGGUAUACCGAAUCGGAGCUUGUCUUUAUCCUCUUAAGCUUGGCCCUGCUAUCAAGGAAUGGGCGAUGAGUGCCUGCGCAAAAGCCAAGUCCCGUCGAGCUGUUGUCGAAUUAGUCAACAAAUAUAUUGAACUCGAAACCGUCGACAUCCACCGAAACACUGAGUGGAUCGCUACCGUCAAGGAUCUUGCCCUGAUAGACGAGUUCCCACCGGCGGUUUUGCUCUACGCCAAGAUCCUCACCUGGCGCGGCGAGAAUGAAACGGCUGCCCAGCUCCUGGAAGAGAAGAUUCUGCCGUACAUUCGGCCUUCGCCGAGAGUUUCCGACUGCUACUUCACAGAUGUAACAGUGGGCAACAUGAUGGACUCGCCAUUGCGGCUAUAUGGGCUUGCUAUUGCCCAAACAAAAGGCUUCGAUGAGGUUUCAAAGGUGAUGGAACGUGCAGCACUGGAGUUUUACGAGCCUAUCGCAUUAACAGAGUUGGCCAUCACGAAACUGGAGGUGGAUGACUUCGAUCGUUACGAGGAGUUGAUGAGCAUGGGAGCAGCCGCCGGCUACGGCAAGGCAUGCUUCUAUCUUGCGAAUUACUAUCUUCGUGUUUCACUAGGCGAAUUCCUCACUCGACAGGAGCGCGAAACAUUGACCAGAGUGGAACCAACUGGAUGGGCGAAAACCUUUGAGCCUUUCACAUUAUGGCUUGAUUCAAUCGUCAACAAGCCGUGGAGCCGCUUGAUAUACAGAGAACUAGCUCUUGAUUGGUAUGCCGUUGCUGAGGCUACGGGAAACCAAACCGCCUUACUCAUUCAAGCCAUGGUGCAGCGUGAAAAGGGCGACAAGGUUGGGGCUCGUAAGCUGUUUGACCGCAUCAAUUUAGAAAGGCUCUCGUCCGAAUUGCCUGUGAAGGCCAUCAAGACCUUGGAGGCAGGGUGGGAUGAUCCGGAUCUCAAACCUGAGUAUCCGAUUAAGUUCAUGCCUCUGGGCUGA
This is a messenger RNA of Penicillium salamii, 1461 nucleotides long. The record is from the annotation of a GenBank genome assembly. NCBI's taxonomy places the organism in Eukaryota, Fungi, Ascomycota, Eurotiomycetes, Eurotiales, Aspergillaceae.